AUGACAUGUCUCAACGGCGCCCCCGCCGAUACUGUGGCGCCCGGCCAGGCCGACACGUCCAUCACCAAGGAAGGGUUCAAGAUUACUACGCGCAAACUGCCAAUCCUCAAGGCUGGCCCCAUAGACGACAUGACCAAGAAGUUGGGCAUAGCGCCGCCAGAGAUGAUCUUUGGCGACAACAUGGUCCGCAUAGAGCAUGCACAGAGCGGCUGGUACAUUGAAUUCAACGCCUUCGAUGCGCUCGACCGAGUCGACAAGACGGGUGACAAGAUGUUCAAGGUCGCAUACUCCAAGGAGUGGCAGCAAAACAGGCAGAAGCAGUUUGAAGACAUCAAAGAAGUUGUAAAGCCUUUUGACUGGUCUUACAGCACCGACUACAAGGGCACUACUCCCUCGACUCCGGCAUUCGAACCUACCGAGACACCCAUACCGCUUGCCCUACUCAAGCGCCCCGACCCAAUAGAGUUUUUCGAUGAGCUCGUGCUCUACGAAGAUGAGCUGGCAGACAACGGCAUUGCCAUGCUGUCCUGCAAGGUCCGUGUCAUGCCCCAGCGAUUGCUCUUGCUGGUACGCUUCUUCAUGCGACUGGACGAUGUGGUUUUCAGGAUGCGAGAUACCAGGAUAUUCAUCGAGUUUGGAGACAAUGUCGUGCUGAGAGAGUACACUGCAAGGGAAGAGAAGUACGAGGAGGUGCGAAAGAAGCUGGCAGGCAGGAAAGAAGACGUGCUUGCCAUUAUGCGGGACCCGAAUCGAUUAGCAGAACAUAUUCCUAUCGUCGAGCACAAGCUAGAGGGGAUGCAGCUGAACAUAAAAAUAGAAUACGGUAUCUCAUGCGGGGGAAAACGAUAUGCCGACAUCGAGAGCCGUUCCAAAAAUGUAUCGGGUAGGCUAGCACAUUUGGACAACAUAGGGACCCUGCCCAGAGCUAACCCACCAAAAGGGGCAACUAUGGCGCUCGGGCUUACUUGGACACACCUCCGACAUGCGUCAUCUUACACUGGAGAUCGACCAGAACAUCCUGGGCACCUACUAGGACAUCCCGGUGCUGACAAGGCCUCGAACAACGCGCUGCUACUGACGAUGGGAUACGCAGCCCGAGAAUACCGGCCCCGACCCACUUGCCGACAACAGCUGUUGCAACUCACAAUGGCUACCAACUCGAACGGUGAGGCCGCCAUAAUCAACAUGUCAAGCGAUCCAUCACGACAACACACAAGCGUCUCGCGCCAAAAUGAACAACAACAACAACAAGAAGAGAUGAUACCGCUCGAGCAGAUCGCCACCUCCAAUUCAUCCGCUUCUUCAGACACACGAGCCGAGAACCAUGACCAGUCGACAAAAGCGCGCAGAGUAGAAACAUCCUCAUCCGAAUAUGACGCCUCAAGAGCCCUCCAUCGCCGCAUCACCCGGUCAGAGAUUGAUGAUGCGGGAAGACAAGAACUGUCACGCAUCUUCUCAACGGUUUCCCAGGGUGUGACACGGCAAAUGAGCGUCGCGGCACCAGGCGACCCGGCAGUCGACCCCACCAAUGCUGCUUUCGACCUCAGCAAAUUCCUGCACAUGUUCCGCCACCAGCUCGAGGGCGAGGGCAUCGAAAUGAAAAAGGUCAGCGUCGUCUACAAGAACCUGAAUGUUUUCGGCUCCGGCAAAGCUCUCCAGCUGCAGAGCACAGUAGCAGAUGUCUUCAUGGCCCCUUUCCGAGCCAAAGAAUUUUUUGGACAAUCCGAACGCAGGCAGAUCUUGCACUCAUUCGACGGCAUAAUUCGCGCAGGCGAGCUCUGUGUGGUGCUUGGUCGCCCGGGCUCCGGUUGUUCCACGCUGCUCAAGUCUCUGACUGGCGAGUUAUACGGUCUCGAGACAGACGACUCCAUCAUUCACUACAACGGUGUUCCUCAGAACCUCAUGCGCAAGGAGUUCAAGGGCGAGACUGUCUACAACCAGGAAGUUGACAAGCACUUUCCUCACUUGACUGUCGGCCAAACACUCGAAUUUGCUGCUGCAGUCCGAACGCCAUCGAAUCGCCCCGGCGGAGUCAGCCGAGAUGAGUUUGCCAAGUUCAUGGCUAAGGUAGUCAUGGCCGUUCUUGGACUGUCGCACACCUACAACACCAAGGUUGGAGACGACUUCGUGCGUGGUGUUUCUGGUGGUGAGCGCAAGCGUGUCUCAGUUGCUGAGAUGAUGUUGGGUGGAUCUCCCUUCGCUGCGUGGGACAACUCGACACGUGGUCUUGACUCAGCUACAGCUUUGAAGUUUGUCAAUGCUCUGAGAGUCAGCUCUGAUAUGACUGGUGGUGCAGCCGCCGUUGCCAUCUAUCAGGCCAGUCAGAGCGUUUACGACUGCUUUGACAAGGCCGCAGUCCUCUACGAAGGACGUCAGAUCUACUUUGGCCCCGCGGACCAAGCCAGAGCCUAUUUCGAACGUCAAGGAUGGCAUUGCCCCCCUCGACAGACUACUGGAGAUUUCCUCACGGCCGUUACCAACCCGGAAGAGCGAAGACCUAGGGAAGGUAUGGAGCACAUGGUUCCUCGUACCCCUGAAGAGUUUGAGAAGUAUUGGCGCGACUCCCCUGAGUACCAGGCCUUGCUCCAAGAGAUUGCGGAGUUUGAAGCAGAAAACCCAAUCAAUGAGCAUGCUACAAUUGAGCAGCUCCGUCAACAGAAGAACUACAUACAGGCCAAGCAUGCUCGGCCAAAAUCACCCUACCUCCUCAGUGUUCCUAUGCAGAUCAAGCUCAACACACGACGAGCAUACCAGCGCAUCUGGGGUGACAUGGCAUCGACAUCCACACAGGCUGGUAUCAAUGUCGUCAUCGCUCUCAUCGUUGGUUCCAUCUACUACGGUCAUUCCGCUGGCUCGAACUCAUUCCAAGGACGCGGCGCCGCCAUUUUCCUGGCUAUUUUGACCAGCGCUAUCGGAGCUAUUGGUGAAAUUGCUGGUCUCUAUUCGCAACGCCCCGUGGUUGAGAAACACAGCUCAUACGCGUUUUAUCAUCCGUCUACCGAAGCCAUGGCAGGAAUCGUCGCCGACAUACCCGUCAAGUUCGUUCAGGCUGUAGUCUUCAACGUCAUUCUGUACUUUUUGGCUGGCCUACGGUAUACUGCCGGACAGUUCUUCCUGUUCUUUUUGGUUACAUACAUGGCAACCUUCAUCAUGACUGCCCUUUUUCGAACGGCUGCUGCGAUUACCAAGACUGCAUCGCAAGCCAUGGCGUGUGCUGGUGUCUUGAUCCUGGUCCUGAUUGUCUACACUGGUUUCGUCAUUCGUAUUCCGCAGAUGCCAGACUGGUUUGGCUGGAUCCGAUGGAUCAACCCCAUCUUCUACGCUUUCGAAAUUUUGCUCGCCAACGAGUUCCAUGGGGUCAAUUUCCCUUGUGAUCAGUUUGUCCCUUCAGGGCCUGGCUACUCUCUCAACGGCAACCACUUCAUCUGCAACGUCCAAGGCGCUAUUGCUGGACAAACUUUCGUCAGCGGUGACCGCUUCAUCGAAGUAUCCUACUCAUACAAGUGGAGCCAUGUGUGGCGCAACUUUGGCAUCCUCUGGGCGUUUUUGAUCUUCUUUAUGGCCACAUACUUUCUGGCUACAGAGCUGAACUCUUCCACGACCAAUACCGCCGAACAACUGGUCUUCCGCCGCGGACAAGUUCCUGCAUAUAUGCUGCCUGGCGGAAAACAGUCAGACGAAGAAUCGGGCGAGACCAAGAGGGAAAAGGAAGCCGGUGCUGGUGAUGUGAGCGCUAUCGAAGAGGCAAAGGGUAUCUUCACUUGGCGAGACGUUGUUUACGACAUUGAGAUCAAGGGCGAGCCACGACGUUUACUCGAUCACGUUUCUGGUUAUGUCAAACCCGGUACUAUGACUGCACUCAUGGGAGUUUCUGGAGCCGGAAAGACGACACUUCUGGAUGUGCUUGCCCACAGAACAACCAUGGGCGUCAUCACUGGUGAUAUGUUUGUAAAUGGCAAGCCGCUGGACCCUUCGUUCCAACGCUCCACAGGCUAUGUGCAGCAGCAGGAUCUCCAUCUUGAAACCUCUACUGUCCGCGAGGCAUUGCAGUUCUCCGCCAUGCUUCGACAGCCAGCGUCUGUUAGCAAGCAAGAAAAGCUCGACUAUGUUGAGGAGGUCAUCAAGAUGCUCAACAUGACUGACUUUGCCGAGGCGGUUGUUGGUGUUCCUGGCGAGGGUCUUAACGUGGAACAACGGAAACUCUUGACUAUCGGUGUUGAACUCGCUGCGAAGCCCAAGCUCCUUCUUUUCCUUGACGAGCCUACUUCCGGUCUCGACUCGCAGAGUGCAUGGUCUAUUGUCGCUUUCCUUCGCAAACUCAGUUCCGCCGGCCAAGCAAUCCUCUGCACGAUCCACCAGCCUAGCGCCAUCCUUUUCCAAGAAUUCGACCGCCUCUUGUUCCUUGCCCGUGGUGGCAAGACUGUAUACUUUGGUGAACUGGGCAAGAACUCGCGGACCCUGCUGGACUACUUUGAGUCCAACGGAGCUAGAGAGUGCGGUGAAGACGAAAACCCGGCUGAAUACAUGUUGGAAAUUGUAAAUGCAGGCAAGAACGACAACGGCCAAGAUUGGUUCGACGUAUGGAAGCAAAGCCCGCAAGCGCAAGACGUCCAGAGACAAAUCGACGAGCUGCACGAAUCCAAGAGGGAGCAACUUGGUCUGGGUGAAGAAACCGCUGAUGGCGAAUUCGCUAUGCCAUUGUCGGUGCAGAUCUGGGAAUGCACUUACCGUGCUUUCCAGCAGUACUGGCGCAUGCCCAGCUACGUGCUAGCCAAGUUCGGACUCUGUACCGUUGCCGGUCUCUUCAUUGGGUUUUCGUUCUACCAAGCCAACACGACUCAAGCCGGCAUGCAGACGGUCAUCUUCAGCGUCUUCAUGAUAACUACAAUCUUCUCGUCGCUUGUGCAGCAGAUCCAGCCUCUCUUCAUCACCCAACGGUCUCUGUACGAGUCUCGCGAAAAGCCAUCCAAGGCAUACAGCUGGGUUGCCUUUAUGUUUGCCAACAUUGUUGUGGAGAUUCCGUACGGCAUCGUCGCAGGUAUACUGGUCUUUGCGUCCUUCUACUACCCCGUAGUUGGCGCGAACCAGUCGAGCGAGCGCCAGGGCCUCGUCCUGCUCUUAUGCAUGCAGAUGCUCAUCUACACAUCGACGUUUUCUGACAUGACGAUUGCUGCACUUCCCGAUGCGACAACAGCUGCGGGCCUUGUCUCGCUGUUGGUUCUUAUGAGCACUCUGUUCAACGGUGUGCUGCAAGCGCCUAACAACCUUCCUGGUUUCUGGAUCUUCAUGUACCGCGUCAGUCCUUUUACAUACUGGGUUGGCGGCAUGGUCAGUACCAUGCUAUCUGGGCGCCAGGUUCACUGCAGCGCUACCGAAAUGUUGGUUUUCGACCCACCGUCUAACCAGACGUGCGGUGCCUAUUUAUCCAGCUUCGCUGCAGCCAAAGGCGGCAACAUCCAAAACCCCGAUGCCACAGCGGGCUGUCAAUACUGCACCUACAGCAACACGGACCAGUUCCUGGCGCUCUCGAGCAUCUACUACAGCGAGCGCUGGCGCAAUUUCGGCAUCAUGUUUGCGUUUAUCGGAUUCAACGCGUUUAUUGCGGUUCUUUCGUACUACCUCUUCCGCGUCGCGAGCCUGGAUUCGUUGAAAAAGGCUUUCAGCAAGCCCAAGGGAGGAGCGAAGAAGGGGGCUGCGCAGGGUGCCUAG
Messenger RNA from Exserohilum turcica Et28A, 5709 nucleotides. RefSeq lists its product as uncharacterized. Gene Ontology annotation, molecular function: ABC-type transporter activity; ATP hydrolysis activity; ATP binding. Gene Ontology annotation, biological process: transmembrane transport. Gene Ontology annotation, cellular component: membrane. Lineage: Eukaryota; Fungi; Ascomycota; Dothideomycetes; Pleosporales; Pleosporaceae. The transcript is spliced from 9 exons. The record is from RefSeq and is a predicted model, not a curated record. Bases 1 to 5709 code for a protein of 1902 amino acids.